AUGGAAAUGAGGAAUAUUUCAGCUCAUCCUUGCAUCUACUCAGGAUUAUCUCCAAAUUGUAAUAAUUCCUCAAAUAUUGUGUCUCCAAAGGUUAAUGUUACCGAGAUGUUGCUGUGGUGCACCGUAGGAUUGAAAGAACGGUAUAAAAAAAAUUCUACAGUAAUUGUAAAUAGUACAUGCUUUGUAUCAAUAUUAUAUAGCAUGAUGUAUAUAUUGCCUCGUCGAGCUAACCCCUUUUGGUAUCAAGUUCCAAUUUUAUGCAGGAUAUUAUCACCUCUUGGUCAAGCUUUUGCAGUCAUUAUUUGUAUUCAUUUAUGCUUGAUCAGUUUAGAUCGUUACUUCUCGAUAUUAAAUCCUUUUUCAUAUAAGAAAUAUGUUACGAAAAAAAGGGUUAUCAUUCUUAUUUCUAUAAUUUGGAUUGCAUCGUCAGCCGUAUGUAUUGUGCCUGUGGUACUGAUAUUUAAGAGAAUUUCUACAGCGGCUUUAUAUGCUAAGUGUCAAGAAUAUGAUGGUCCUCAGGAAGAGAAAGUGUACGUUUUUAUCCUAUUUUUGGCCUUGUUUUCUCUGCCAUUAAUAGUCUCAUUGCUUACUUAUUGCCACCUUACGCUGAUUAUUCAAUUUCAUACUAAGGGAGUAUUUAUUAAUCGAAAUGGUGAUAUUAUGAAACAAAAGCAAUCAUGGCGUCGGAAAAAAGCUUACAGGCAAUUCAGUAUUUUGCUUAUUACAUUUGUAAUCUUCUUCUUGCCUUAUAUCACAGUCUAUCUUGUCAUUAAACAACUUGGACAUGACCGUAUUAGCACUUUUAUGCAUUAUAUGUUAUUAAUAACACGUUAUAUAGCGUUUUUCUAUCCUGCUAUCAUACCGCUACUUUACGCCUAUUUCACUGCUGAUAGUAAAAAGAAACUACAGGAAUUAUCGAAACGUGCUACGCGUUUGCCAAAACGUAUUAAUGAUGCUAGUGAUGAUCGUAUUAGGCGAUGUAGCGUUCGUGAGAGAUAUAUUUAA
This is a messenger RNA of Trichoplax adhaerens, 1005 nucleotides long. RefSeq lists its product as uncharacterized. Gene Ontology annotation, molecular function: peptide binding; G protein-coupled receptor activity. NCBI's taxonomy places the organism in Eukaryota, Metazoa, Placozoa, Uniplacotomia, Trichoplacea, Trichoplacidae. Gene Ontology annotation, biological process: G protein-coupled receptor signaling pathway. Gene Ontology annotation, cellular component: membrane. The record is from RefSeq and is a predicted model, not a curated record. Bases 1 to 1005 code for a protein of 334 amino acids. The transcript is spliced from 2 exons.